Molecule: messenger RNA, 2061 nt
Organism: Camelina sativa (false flax)
Lineage: Eukaryota; Viridiplantae; Streptophyta; Magnoliopsida; Brassicales; Brassicaceae
Product: laccase-7
Biological process (GO): lignin catabolic process
Cellular component (GO): apoplast
Molecular function (GO): copper ion binding; hydroquinone:oxygen oxidoreductase activity
Source: RefSeq, a predicted model, not a curated record
AUUAAGUAGAACCACAAUUCUCUUUGCUUCACCAUCUCCAUAACACAUCUCUCUUUGUCAGCUAGGUAGCUCUCAUCUUUCUCUCUCUAGGGAUGGAUGGUGUUAGGGUUUCUCUUGCUUGUGCUCUACUUCUUUUCGCUGUCUCUUCAAUAGCUUCGGCGGCCAUUGUCGAACACACCUUCAACGUACAAAACUUAACGGUGUCUCGGCUGUGCAAACGGCAAGUGGUAACGGUCGUAAACGGAAGCCUGCCUGGACCAACAAUACGCGUUAAGGAGGGUGAUUCGCUCGUCAUUCACGUCCUCAACAAUUCACCUCACAACAUCACAAUUCAUUGGCACGGGAUCUUUCAUAGACUAACAGUUUGGGCAGAUGGACCAAGUAUGAUAACGCAGUGCCCAAUCCAGCCUGGCCAGAGAUACGCUUACAGAUUCAACAUCACCGGCCAAGAAGGUACCUUGUGGUGGCACGCACACUCUUCUUUCCUACGCGCCACCGUAUACGGUGCUCUCAUCAUCCGCCCUAAAUCCGGCCACUCUUACCCGUUUCCCAAACCUCACAAAGAGGUUCCCAUCUUAUUUGGUGAAUGGUGGAACACCGAUGUAGUCGCGUUAGAGGAGACCGCAAUCGCCACCGGAGUUCCUCCAAACAAUUCCGACGCUUAUACGAUCAAUGGCCUUCCCGGAAACCUAUAUCCAUGCUCCAAAGACAGAAUGUUUAGCCUAGACGUGGUGAAAGGAAAGAGAUACUUACUUCGCAUCAUAAACGCGGCAAUGAACAUGCAAAUGUUUUUCAAGAUAGCCAAUCACAGGCUGACAGUUGUCGGCGCUGACGCAGUCUACACCGCCCCUUACGUAACCGACGUCAUCGCAAUCGCACCGGGUCAAACCGUUGACGCACUCCUCUUCGCCGAUCAGUCCAUCGACACCUCCUAUUACAUGGCAGCUCAUCCUUACGCCAGCGCACCCUCCGUCCCUUUCCCCAACACCACCACCAGAGGCGUCAUCCACUACGCCGGCGCGUCGAAACCAAAGCGAACGAAGCGCGUGUUGAUGCCGAAACUACCUUCCUUCUUCGACACGUUAACUGCUCACAGAUUCUACUCUAGCCUCACUAGCUUAGUCGAUGGACCUCACUACGUACCAGUACCUUGCCAGGUGGACGAAGAGAUGCUCGUAACCAUCGGGCUCGCGCUAGAAGCAUGCGCAGAUAACACCACGUGUCCAAAAUUCUCAGCUUCCAUGAGCAACCACUCUUUCGUGUUACCUAAAAAGCUAUCGAUCUUGGAAGCUGUGUUCCACGGCGUCGACGGGAUCUUCACGCCUGAUUUCCCAAACCAGCCUCCGGUUAAGUUCGAUUACACUGACCCGAACGUAACUCAGACGAACCCGGGACUUUUGUUCGCUCAAAAGACAACGAGCGCCAAGGUUCUGAAAUUCAAUACGACGGUAGAGUUGGUAUUGCAGAACCAUGCGCUUAUUGCAGCGGAGAGUCAUCCCAUGCAUCUUCAUGGAUUCAAUUUCCAUGUUUUGGCUCAAGGGUUUGGUAAUUAUAACGCCAACCGUGACCGAAGCAAGUUCAAUCUCGUUAACCCUCAGUUCCGUAACACUUUGGCUGUGCCUGUUGGUGGAUGGGCCGUGACCCGUUUCACUGCUGAUAAUCCAGGUGCGUGGAUUAUGCAUUGUCAUAUCGAUGUUCACUUGCCGUUCGGACUAGGGAUGAUAUUUGUGGUUGAGAACGGCCCGACCAAGGCCACCACCUUGCCACCGCCACCACUUGAUCUUCCCAAAUGUUAAGCAAGAAUAUUAAAAAAGGUUUAUUAAAAACAAUAAGAAGAUUAUUUAGAGGAAAAAAGGACAAAAAUUUGCCUCAAACACUCAGUGAGACUUGUUUGAUUUGCUCUCUCGUAUUUAUUUUGAUGUAGUCGGUAAAUAAAAUUAAAUUGUAGUUCCCUUCAUAUGUUUUUGUUACCAAUUGUGUGUGUUGUCAGUGAUUUAUAUGGUUUAUUUUCUUGUAAAUUUGUCAUUUUUUACGUAAAAUUAAAUCAUUACAUGGUUGAUA